GGUUUAGUCAAUCGAGAUACGUGGUUGAUGUUGGUCGUGUUUUUCGCAUAGCUAUCCACUUAUAAAUAAAUAUAUAUAUAUAUACAUGCAACAACAACAACACACACAUAGAUGACAAAGCGUUACACCUAACGAAAUAUUGUUAACAACAAAUUGCGCGUGUGAGUGACCCAAAUAUCGAUCAAAAUAAACAAAAGAGCCAUUGCGAAAUAGAUAAAAAGGCAAUCGAAUUGCAUGCACCGAAUACAAUACAAAUACAAAUACAAGCAAAAUUGAAGUCAAACCCAAUUGCACCUCACCCACACCAGCAGAACAGCCCAAGGAUUAUGUUCUCUUGCUGCGUUGCGUGAGAGUGUGUGUGUGUCUCAGUGCAACAGUGCAUCAGUGUGUGUGCAAUGCAAAUUGUUUAAACAACAAAUCCGAUUCCCACAUAUAGUGCAAUAAAUUCGUGACCCACUUUCAAUCAAAAUACAAAAGUGAAAAUAUACUAAGCAAGCCAAAAAGUGUUUAUACAUCUCGUUUCAAUUCAACGCACACAAUCAAGCUUAUAUAUAAAGUAUAUAAAAAAGUCCUACCUCUAUCCAGGCAAACCAACCAAAAGUUUAUAAAGAAAUCAUCCUUUUUGCUGUCUACUCUACAUAUAAAUAAAUAUACAUACAUAUAUCUCACUCACCUCGUCAAAGUACCUGCAAAAAAAAGUAACAAUUUAAGCAAAAGUAAAAUUAAAAAUAAACAAAGCAAAAAGGAAAACAUCUUAUCAAAUGCAAAAUAAAUGUCAAGGAACACACAGCGAGUUUGUUAAAUGAUUUUCUUGUAAAGGAAAUCGAUCAAUUAACAAUAAAAAAUUACACAUCUUCUAAAGAACCAAACAAUUCCAAACAUUUAUAAAAUACAUUUCUUUCAAAGAAAGUAAAACAUAAAUAGUUGUAAAAGCAAGUAAAACACCAUUAAAUUACUGUGUUAAACGAAUAUUAAAUAUGUCAAGAUAUUACGAUACAUUUUAACUAUCGACGUUGAAAUCAAAUACAAGCAAAUACAAUUUGUUGUCAGAACCCCAAAUAUUCUGUUCAACAAUUGGCCUUAACAAUGUUGCAAAUAACAAAUCUGCAAAAAUUAAGUGCAAAAACCAGACCACCGUAUGUUAACCGCAACCUAUUUUACUACCAAAUUUAAACCAACUCUGCAACACAAGUGCUGGUAAUUGAGCCAACUAAAGCGAAAAACAAUUUAACCUUCCGUCCAGGAAAUAAAACAACAAAGGAUAACUCUUCGGUCUUCUAAAAACGGAAGUUUAAAACCGAAACCGAAAAAACCAAAAUCACUCGCCUUGAAUUCUACGCAAAAUAAAACGUACAUGAAAUGUUAUUAGAAAUGGAUCAGCAACAGGCGACCGUACAGUUUAUAUCGUCGCUGAAUAUAUCGCCGUUCAGCAUGCAGCUGGAGCAGCAGCAGCAGCCCUCCAGUCCCGCUCUGGCCGCCGGUGGCAACAGCAGCAACAACGCGGCCAGCGGUAGCAACAACAACAGCGCCAGCGGCAACAACACCAGCAGCAGCAGCAACAACAACAACAACAAUAACAACGACAAUGAUGCACACGUUCUAACGAAAUUCGAGCACGAAUACAAUGCCUACACGUUGCAGUUGGCCGGAGGCGGUGGGAGUGGCAGCGGCAAUCAGCAGCACCACAGCAACCACAGCAACCACGGCAACCACCACCAGCAGCAGCAGCAACAACAGCAACAGCAGCAGCAACAUCAGCAGCAGCAGCAAGAACACUACCAGCAGCAACAGCAACAGAAUAUCGCCAACAAUGCCAAUCAAUUCAACUCCUCGUCCUACUCGUAUAUAUACAAUUUCGAUUCACAGUAUAUAUUCCCGACAGGCUACCAGGACACCACCUCCUCACACUCGCAACAGAGCGGAGGAGGCGGUGGCGGCGGCGGUGGCAACCUGCUAAACGGCAGCUCCGGCGGCAGCUCCGCCGGCGGUGGCUACAUGCUGCUCCCCCAGGCGGCCAGCUCCAGUGGCAAUAAUGGCAAUCCGAAUGCCGGCCACAUGUCCUCCGGUUCCGUGGGCAAUGGCAGCGGAGGCGCUGGCAAUGGCGGAGCGGGCGGCAACUCCGGUCCCGGCAAUCCCAUGGGCGGUACGAGCGCCACGCCGGGACACGGCGGCGAGGUGAUCGACUUCAAGCACCUGUUCGAGGAGCUUUGCCCCGUGUGUGGCGACAAGGUGAGCGGCUACCACUACGGCCUGCUCACCUGCGAGUCCUGCAAGGGAUUCUUCAAGCGCACCGUGCAGAACAAGAAGGUCUACACCUGCGUGGCGGAGCGGUCGUGCCACAUCGACAAGACGCAGCGCAAGCGGUGUCCCUACUGCCGAUUCCAGAAGUGCCUCGAGGUGGGCAUGAAGCUAGAGGCUGUUCGAGCGGAUAGAAUGCGUGGUGGACGCAACAAAUUCGGACCCAUGUACAAACGGGAUCGCGCGCGGAAGUUGCAAGUGAUGCGGCAGCGGCAGUUGGCGCUGCAAGCGCUGCGCAACUCGAUGGGUCCGGACAUCAAGCCAACGCCGAUCUCGCCGGGCUACCAGCAAGCAUAUCCAAAUAUGAACAUUAAGCAGGAAAUUCAAAUACCUCAGGUAUCCUCACUCACCCAAUCUCCGGACUCGUCGCCCAGCCCCAUAGCAAUUGCGUUGGGACAGGUGAACGCGAGCACGGGCGGUGUUAUAGCCACGCCCAUGAACGCCGGCACUGGCGGCAGUGGGGGCGGUGGUCUGAACGGACCAAGUUCCGUGGGCAACGGCAAUAGCAGCAACGGCAGCAGCAACGGCAACAACAACAGCAGCACGGGCAACGGAACGUCCGGAGGAGGAGGUGGCAAUAAUGCGGGCGGCGGAGGAGGAGGAACCAAUUCCAACGAUGGCCUGCAUCGCAACGGCGGCAAUGGCAACAGCAGUUGCCACGAGGCUGGAAUAGGAUCUCUGCAGAACACGGCCGACUCGAAAUUGUGGUAUUUAGCCCAAAAGCCAGAACAAAACUCAAUGAAUAUUCGAACUCAAACCAAAUUAAACGACAAACGAACUUCAACAAACAUUGAAAAGAAACUUUCGUUACAUAAGCAUAUUUGUGGAAAAGGAUUCAACCUGAUCAUGCAGCAAGUCUUCGAUUCUGGCACACAUCCAUCGAGCACAGCCGACGCGCUAAUCGAGCCAUUAAGAGUCUCACCGAUGAUUCGUGAAUUUGUGCAAUCUAUUGACGAUCGGGAAUGGCAGACGCAACUGUUUGCCCUGCUGCAGAAGCAAACCUACAACCAGGUGGAAGUGGAUCUCUUCGAGCUGAUGUGCAAAGUGCUCGACCAGAAUUUGUUCUCGCAAGUAGACUGGGCACGGAACACCGUCUUCUUCAAGGAUCUGAAGGUCGACGACCAAAUGAAGCUGCUGCAGCAUUCCUGGUCGGACAUGCUUGUUCUGGAUCACCUGCAUCAUCGAAUCCAUAACGGCCUGCCCGACGAGACGCAACUGAACAAUGGUCAGGUGUUCAAUCUGAUGAGUCUGGGUUUGUUGGGAGUGCCACAGCUGGGCGAUUACUUCAACGAGCUGCAGAACAAGCUGCAGGACCUGAAAUUCGAUAUGGGCGACUAUGUCUGCAUGAAAUUCCUAAUCCUGUUGAAUCCAAGUGUACGGGGUAUUGUCAACCGGAAGACCGUCUCCGAGGGACAUGAUAAUGUGCAAGCCGCUUUGCUGGACUACACCCUCACCUGCUAUCCGUCAGUGAAUGACAAAUUCAGAGGGCUAGUUAACAUCUUACCGGAAAUCCAUGCCAUGGCCGUUCGCGGCGAGGAUCACCUGUACACCAAGCACUGUGCCGGCAGUGCGCCCACCCAAACGCUGCUCAUGGAGAUGCUGCACGCCAAGCGCAAGGGAUAGAGGCCGGGAGAACGUGACACGGAAUACUUAAUCAUUUAUGAAAUGUAAAUAACAAGGCGGGAAGGCCCUCGGGGCAACCGGGUCAUGGAAGGCGAACGAAGGAUACAGCAGAAUUCCGUAUUAUGAAUAUGGGAAUGCAUCAUCACUACUACCACCAACUAUCACACCUAUACACACACAUGCACACAUUUGUUGAUUCAAUGUUAAUUAUUAUUACGUUUACGGUUAGGUCUAGUUUACGUUUAACUAAUUAAUUAAUUUGUCUUAAAUUAAUUCGUGUUUUAUUUGUAGUCCCUGAUAAAGCAAUUUUAAAACACUUGAACCUAAACGAGAAUAUGUAGUAGAUGUAUGGAUUUAAAUUUAAAUACGGCAAGGAGAAACACACUUUUUUAGGCAUUACAAAACAAAAGAAGCAUGAGAAAUUUUAUUUUUAUAUACCUAUAUGAAUACGAUACUUAUGGAUACAAAUCUAUAUAUAUUUUUAUGUAAAUUGGCGUACUUUUAGCGUCCUACAUAUUUUUUAAUUAGAAUUUGGUUAUACUAUAGUUUUGAAAUUAGUAUCGUUCCCACUUGAAGAUCGAUUCUUGUAUUUUUUUGCGCCAAGUGUCUUGCAUAGUAUUUGCGUCUAAUCUAAUGGCAACAAAAAAAAUAUUGGAAAAUCCAUACAAAGAAAAUGAAAACAAAGCAAAUUUAGGUGUUCAUGGUAUGAAUGUAUGUGUAUAUUAUAAUUGUAAUUUCAUCUAAGUGUAAGAAAACAAUGCAAACAACUACCUACAACAAGAUAAUGAAGAGCAAGAAAUUAUAUAAAUUAAUAAAGGUCGUGUUAAAAACUAUAUAGAAAAUAUAUACUUACAUGUAUAUUUAAAUUUAGCAGCGAGUUUCAACUAUUUGUAAAUUUCAACCAAGAUGUAAUUGUUUCAAUGUCAACAACAAACAAAUUGUAAAGCUUAUAUUUAAAAUACAAAAUAUAUUUUGUGCAAGGAAAGCGAUAAAAUCCAAUUAUAACAAUUUAAAAAAAGCUGUAUAACACUUUAAAACUAAAAGUAAAAGAUGUUUAGUCAUGAAUUUGGGCAAUGAGGCGGAAAAGAAAUCGAAUUAAAGAAGAACUUGAAUAUUGUAAAAAUCAAAAUCGGAAUAAACAAACCAAAUAAACUAUUUUUAAUGAAUAUCUAUUAAUGGGUCAACUUUUAAUUCGAAUAUUAAGUUACCUGGCAAAGGAUUCAAAAAUUGUUCAAUUAGUUAAUGUAAUGACCCAAAAGCUUCUCGGAAUUUCAAAAUUUGCAUUUAAUUUGUUCGGAUCUAAUCAUUGCCUUAAUUCUCGCCUAGGCAUUGCGCUUAAACAAAACGUACCUUAUAAAAUUAAAAAAAAGUUUAAGCUCUAAAUUCAGUAAACAGAAACAAAUUACCACACACAUUUCAAAUUUAAAGGCAGCGUGUAAAAAAAAACAAACGUUUAACGAGGUGUAAAAAAUCAGAGGUAGCAGAAAGAUUCACGAAAAUAAUAUAAAAUUCUGGCAGACGCAAGUUUAGUAGGGGACAAAAAAUACAAAAAACGAAAGCACGACAACAUCUAUAUAGGUUUGCCUAGGUAUAUAAUAUAUAUUUAGGUCUCUAGCUGGUAUGUCUAACUUCUAUAUGUAUUAUAAAGUGUAAAAAAGUAAAGAAAAUAUGGGUAAAUAAUGUAAAAGUUGGCAAUGCGAGUUGGCUAGAUAGUGGAUCAGUUAUAUUUAAUGAUUAUAAGUAAAGGGCAAAAUUGUUGACGUCUAACGUAACGCUGGCGGCAUGUUGUUGAAAACACGUUAAAAAAAAAAGGGAGGAGAUGAAGGGAUCGAUAUACACAUACAAAUAUAUAAAUGUUUAUUCAGGUAUGAAUGGCGUUAGGUAUGUUUAUUGUAAAAUUGAUUACGAUGUGAACCUGUUAUUGCAAAUGAAAAGUGAUUUUAACUAUUAAGAAAUCUAUAUAUAUACUAUAAACCCAUAAAAAGUAAAAGGAUCUAACAGUUAUACAUUAAAUGAUUAAUAUAAAUGCAAGCAACACACACACUUUAAGUUUGAAAAACUGUUAAAAAUGCAAAAAAAAAAAAUCAUUUAACUAGAAACAAAACUACCUAAAACUACAAUGCAUAUUUGAUCAAUUGA
This is a messenger RNA of Drosophila melanogaster (fruit fly), 6060 nucleotides long. RefSeq names its product ftz transcription factor 1 (gene ftz-f1). The record is from RefSeq and is marked reviewed. Bases 1360 to 3921 code for a protein of 853 amino acids. Gene Ontology annotation, cellular component: nucleus. The transcript is spliced from 8 exons. Gene Ontology annotation, biological process: regulation of DNA-templated transcription; DNA-templated transcription; intracellular signal transduction. NCBI's taxonomy places the organism in Eukaryota, Metazoa, Arthropoda, Insecta, Diptera, Drosophilidae. Gene Ontology annotation, molecular function: zinc ion binding; DNA binding; sequence-specific DNA binding.